Messenger RNA from Cheilinus undulatus (humphead wrasse), 6312 nucleotides. RefSeq names its product trichohyalin-like. The annotation marks the transcript as partial. The transcript is spliced from 5 exons. NCBI's taxonomy places the organism in Eukaryota, Metazoa, Chordata, Actinopteri, Labriformes, Labridae. The record is from RefSeq and is a predicted model, not a curated record.
AUGGCUCAAACAAGGGAGAAUAUUGAAAGGGAAAAACGAGAGCUGGAGAACAAGUUGGAAAUGACAAAGAGAGAAAUUAGAGAGAUGGAAGUGUUGAGAGCUGAGAUUGAAAUACAGAAAAGAGAUUUUGCAAAAAUGAUUCGAAAGAGCAGGAGAAAACAAACUGACAUCAAACUGGAGGAUGAGACUGAACAUGCUGAACGCAUGGAGAAAAGGAAAGGGACUGGGGGUCAGAGGUCAGAACAUUUUCAACAGUCAGGCAGAACCAAAUCUCAACUAACAGAAAAUCAGUCUGACAAAGACGGCACAGAGACGUGCAAGAAUCAAGUGGACACUGACAGGCAGGGAAUGAUUCUUGAGGCAGACUUUAAAGAGGAAAAGAGCCAAAUGAAAUGGAUCAAUUUUCAAGCAAAGAAGAAACGACGGGAGCUUGAACAAUUGCUGGAGAAGACCCUGAGAGAAAGAGACGAAUUAGAAAUCAUAAAGACCAAGAUACAACGACAAAAAGAGGGAGUUCAACUAAAGCUGGAAGACACAAUAACUACUGUUCUAACUAUGGAGAAGAUUAAAGCUCACAUAGAAAAAGCUGUUACAGAGAUGAGCAACACGUGGAAGGAGCUACAGAAAGCCCUCAUUGAGACAAAGAAGAACAAGGAAGAAGUCAAAACAAUAAUGGUUAAGCUGACUUCACUGAAAGUUCAAGUUAGCCAGAUGAAAUCUUCGGUCAAAACAUCCCCAACAGUGAAUCUAUUUGAACUCCAAGAACCAAAGACACAACCACAUAGCGCCCCUCUCAGAAGUAAUAUUCUAAAAACAUCAGAGGAAGAAGAUGUUUCUGAAGAGGAGGCCAUCUUUACCCAACAAUCUACAUCAGUUGACCUUCAUGAUCGUGAAAAGAAAGAUCUCAACAAGACCAGAGAAGAAUUUCAAGCUGUGGCGACCAACAUCAGGGAAGAGAGCGAACAUCUCAGACAGAUGAAAAUCAGUAUGGCAACAGUGUUAGAAACGCUGUCAAAUGCAAAGGAAGGAGUGGAUGGACAAAGGUCUGAGCUGAAAAGGGAAGAGGAUGAACUGUUGGAUCAAGUGAAGUCAGCAGAACUGCUGAGAGUCAAACUGCAGAAGCUAAAUAACAAGAUGUCUGUGGACAUGAAAACACACAUGGACAGCUUGCAAGUGAAAAAUCAAGAUCUCCAAAGGCUUCACAGUGACCUGGAGCAGAAGCUUUCAGACCUAACAGCACAGCAAGGAACCAUGACAGCUUCCAUGGAGCUGUUAGAGAGAGAAAAGCAAGUUCUGACAGGUCUUGUCUCAGACAUGGCCAUCCAAAGAGAAGACAGUGAAAAGCAUUGGCAGCAAAAGGUUGAAGCUGAAAAACACAACCUUGACCAACUAAAGGCAGAGCUGAAGAAAGACAGGGAGGAUGUGGAUCAUGACAGACAGAUGCUGAAUAAAGAGAGACAGGACUUGGAGCUGUUGAGAUGUGACAUCCAGCAGCAAAAGGACAUUGUGGAAGAAGAGAAACAGAAGAUUGAGAUAGAAAGACAGCAACUUGAAAAGAUGAUGAAGUCAAUCAUCUCAAAACAAAGUGAACAAGAGCAGAAGGAAGCUGAGAUUCAAGCUCUGCAAGAGAAACUGGAAAUGCAUUGGAACAGUGCAAUGUCAGAAAGGGAAGAACUGGAAGAUUUGAGGACAGAUCUCAACAAGACCAGAGAAGAAUUUCAAGCUGUGGCAACCAACAUCAAGGACGAGAGAGAACGUCUCAGUCAGAUGAAGUUCAGCAUGUCAAAACUGCAAGGAAUGCUUGCCAAUGCAAAAGAGGAAAUGGAUGUACAAAGGUCUGAGCUGAAAAGGAAAGAGGAUGAACUGUUGGAUCAAACAGAAUCAGCAAAACUGCUGAGAGCCAAACUGCAGAAGCUGAAUGACAAGAUGUCUGUGGACAUGAAAACACACAUGGACAGCUUGCAAGUGAAAAAUCAAGAUCUCCAAAGGCUUCACAGUGACCUGGAGCAGAAGCUCUCAGACCUAACAGCACAGCAAGGAACCAUGGCAGCUUCCAUGGAGCUGUUAGAGAGAGAAAAGCAAGUUCUGACAGGUCUUGUCUCAGACAUGGCCAUCCAAAGAGAAGACAGUGAAAAGCAUUGGCAGCAAAAGGACAUUGUGGAAGAAGAGAAACAGAAGAUUGAGGAAGAAAAAGACUCCAUCCACAUGUCAAAGGCUGAGAUACAGAAGAUGAAAGAAGACACAGACUGUCUGGUUGAUGAGAUAAACAGACAGAAAACACACAUGAGAGACAUGAGCCUUCAGCUUCAGACGGAAAGACAGCAACUGGAUGAGAUGAUGAAGUCAAUCAUCUCAAAACAAAGUGAACAAGAGCAGAAGGAAGCUGAGAUUCAAGCUCUGCAAGAGAAACUGGAAAUGCAUUGGAACAGUGCAAUGUCAGAAAGGGAAGAACUGGAAGAUUUGAGGACAGAUCUCAACAAGACCAGAGAAGAAUUUCAAGCUGUGGCAACCAACAUCAAGGACGAGAGAGAACGUCUCAGUCAGAUGAAGUUCAGCAUGUCAAAACUGCAAGGAAUGCUUGCCAAUGCAAAAGAGGAAAUGGAUGUACAAAAGUCUGAGCUGAAAAAGAAAGAGGAUGAACUGUUGGAUCAAACGAAGUCAGCAAAACUGCUGAGAGCCAAACUGCAGAAGCUGAAUAACAAGAUGUCUGUGGACAUGAAAACACACAUGGACAGCUUGCAAGUGAAAAAUCAAGAUCUCCAAAGGCUUCACAGUGACCUGGAGCAGAAGCUCUCAGACCUAACAGCAAAGCAAGAAACCAUGGCAGCUUCCAUGGAGCUGUUAGAGAGAGAAAAGCAAGUUCUGACAGGUCUUGUCUCAGACAUGGCCAUCCAAAGAGAAGACAGUGAAAAGCAUUGGCAGCAAAAGGUUGAAGCUGAAAAACACAACCUUGACCAACUAAAGGCAGAGCUGAAGAAAGACAGGGAGGAUCUGGAUCAUGACAGACAGAUGCUGAACAAAGAGAGACAGGACUUGGAGCUGUUGAGAUGUGACAUCCAGCAGCAAAAGGACAUUGUGGAAGAAGAGAAACAGAAGAUUGAGGAAGAAAAAGACUCCAUCCACAUGUCAAAGGCUGAGAUACAGAAGAUGAAAGAAGACACAGACUGUCUGGUUGAUGAGAUAAACAGACAGAAAACACACAUGAGAGACAUGAGCCUUCAGCUUCAGACGGAAAGACAGCAACUGGAUGAGAUGAUGAAGUCAAUCAUCUCAAAACAAAGUGAACAAGAGCAGAAGGAAGCUGAGAUUCAAGCUCUGCAAGAGAAACUGGAAAUGCAUUGGAACAGUGCAAUGUCAGAAAGGGAAGAACUGGAAGAUUUGAGGACAGAUCUCAACAAGACCAGAGAAGAAUUUCAAGCUGUGGCAACCAACAUCAGGGACGAGAGAGAACGUCUCAGUCAGAUGAAGUUCAGCAUGUCAAAACUGCAAGGAAUGCUUGCCAAUGCAAAAGAGGAAAUGGAUGUACAAAGGUCUGAGCUGAAAAAGAAAGAGGAUGAACUGUUGGAUCAAACAGAAUCAGCAAAACUGCUGAGAGUCAAACUGCAGAAGCUAAAUAACAAGAUGUCUGUGGACAUGAAAACACACAUGGACAGUUUGCAAGUGAAAAAUCAAGAUCUCCAAAGGCUUCACAGUGACCUGGAGCAGAAGCUCUCAGACCUAACGGCACAGCAAGGAACCAUGGCAGCUUCCAUGGAGCUGUUAGAGAGAGAAAAGCAAGUUCUGACAGGUCUUGUCUCAGACAUGGCCAUCCAAAGAGAAGACAGUGAAAAGCAUUGGCAGCAAAAGGUUGAAGCUGAAAAACACAACCUUGACCAACUAAAGGCAGAGCUGAAGAAAGACAGGGAGGAUGUGGAUCAUGACAGACAGAUGCUGAACAAAGAGAGACAGGACUUGGAGCUGUUGAGAUGUGACAUCCAGCAGCAAAAGGACAUUGUGGAAGAAGAGAAACAGAAGAUUGAGGAAGAAAGACACCAACUUGAAGAGAUGAUGAAGUCAGUCAACUUGAAACAAAGUGAACAAGAGCAGAGGGAAACUGAGAUUCAAGCUCUGCAAGAGAAACUGGAAAUGCAUUGGAACAGUGCAAUGUCAGAAAGGGAAGAACUGGAAGAUUUGAGGACGGAUCUCAACAAGACCAGAGAAGAAUUUCAAGCUGUGGCAACCAACAUCAGGGACGAGAGAGAACGUCUCAGUCAGAUGAAGUUCAGCAUGUCAAAACUGCAAGGAAUGCUUGCCAAUGCAAAAGACGAAAUGGAUGUACAAAGGUCUGAGCUGAAAAAGAAAGAGGAUGAAUUGUUGGAUCAAACGAAGUCAGCAAAACUGCUGAGAGCCAAACUGCAGAAGCUGAAUGACAAGAUGUCCGUGGACAUGAAAACACACAUGGACAGCUUGCAAGUGAAAAAUCAAGAUCUCCAAAGGCUUCACAGUGACCUGGAGCAGAAGCUCUCAGACCUAACAGCAAAGCAAGAAAUCAUGGCAGCUUCCAUGGAGCUGUUAGAGAGAGAAAAGCAAGUUCUGACAGGUCUUGUCUCAGACAUGGCCAUCCAAAGAGAAGACAGUGAAAAGCACUGGCAGCAAAAGGUUGAAGCUGAAAAACACAACCUUGACCAACUAAAGGCAGAGCUGAAGAAAGACAGGGAGGAUCUGGAUCAUGACAGACAGAUGCUGAACAAAGAGAGACAGGACUUGGAGCUGUUGAGAUGUGACAUCCAGCAGCAAAAGGACAUUGUGGAAGAAGAGAAACAGAAGAUUGAGAUAGAAAGACACCAACUUGAAGAGAUGAUGAAGUCAGUCAACUUGAAACAAAGUGAACAAGAGCAGAAGGAAGCUGAGAUUCAAGCUCUGCAAGAGAAACUGGAAAUGCAUUGGAACAGUGCAAUGUCAGAAAGGGAAGAACUGGAAGAUUUGAGGACAGAUCUCAACAAGACCAGAGAAGAAUUUCAAGCUGUGGCAACCAACAUCAGGGACGAGAGAGAACGUCUCAGUCAGAUGAAGUUCAGUAUGUCAAAACUGCAAGGAAUGCUUGCCAAUGCAAAAGAGGAAAUGGAUGUACAAAGGUCUGAGCUGAAAAGGAAAGAGGAUGAACUGUUGGAUCAAACAGAAUCAGCAAAACUGCUGAGAGUCAAACUUCAGAAGCUGAAUGACAAGAUGUCUGUGGACUUGAAGAACCACAUGGACAGUUUGCAAGUGAAAAAUCAAGAUCUCCAAAGGCUUCACAGUGACCUGGAGCAGAAGCUCUCAGACCUAACGGCACAGCAAGAAAUCAUGGCAGCUUCCAUGGAGCUGUUAGAGAGAGAAAAGCAAGUUCUGACAGGUCUUGUCUCAGACAUGGCCAUCCAAAGAGAAGACAGUGAAAAGCAUUGGCAGCAAAAGGUUGAAGCUGAAAAACACAACCUUGACCAACUAAAGGCAGAGCUGAAGAAAGACAGGGAGGAUCUGGAUCAUGACAGACAGAUGCUGAACAAAGAGAGACAGGACUUGGAGCUGUUGAGAUGUGACAUCCAGCAGCAAAAGGACAUUGUGGAAGAAGAGAAACAGAAGAUUGAGGAAGAAAAAGACUCCAUCCACAUGUCAAAGGCUGAGAUACAGAAGAUGAAAGAAGACACAGACUGUCUGGUUGAUGAGAUAAACAGACAGAAAACACACAUGAGAGACAUGAGCCUUCAGCUUCAGACAGAAAGACACCAACUUGAAGAGAUGAUGAAGUCAAUCAUCUCAAAACAAAGUGAACAAGAGCAGAAGGAAGCUGAGAUUCAAGCUCUGCAAGAGAAACUGGAAAUGCAUUGGAACAGUGCAAUGUCAGAAAGGGAAGAACUGGAAGAUUUGAGGACAGAUCUCAACAAGACCAGAGAAGAAUUUCAAGCUGUGGCAACCAACAUCAGGGACAAGAGAGAACGUCUCAGUCAUAUGAAGUUCAGUAUGUCAAAACUGCAAGGAAUGCUUGCCAAUGCAAAAGAGGAAAUGGAUGUACAAAGGUCUGAGCUGAAAAGGAAAGAGGAUGAACUGUUGGAUCAAACAGAAUCAGCAAAACUGCUGAGAGCCAAACUGCAGAAGCUGAAUGACAAGAUGUCUGUGGACAUGAAAACACACAUGGACAGUUUGCAAGUGAAAAAUCAAGAUCUCCAAAGGCUUCACAGUGACCUGGAGCAGAAGCUCUCAGACCUAACAGCAAAGCAAGAAAUCAUGGCAGCUUCCAUGGAGCUGUUAGAGAGAGAAAAGCAAGUUCUGACAGGUCUUGUCUCAGACAUGGCCAUC